UUUUUUACUAUUCUUUACUGUUAUUGUUACUGUUCGGGAAAUAGCCCUAACUUCACUGUGACGCUACAGUGCUCCGCUUUACUCCGACGAGUACGACCGACGCCACCUCCACUCCGAUCCCAUCUCCUAAUCCUUUGUGAUUAUGGAGGUUGAGUCUCCGCCUAAUUUUAGUGUGGACCAAAGUGAUGACGAAGAACUGAGCGUUUCUGAGCUCAUUUGUAAUCUCAGAUCGGCAUUCAGGAUCUCUGAGUUUGACCGGGUUGAGGAGAUUCUGAUCAAUAGAGAAAACAAGAUGAAGAAACAAAUCACUCAGUUGGAGUCUGAGAUUAUCCAAUUUGAUCUUGAGGUCAAGAGGCUGAGGAUAGUGAGUAGUGAGAGUAGAAUUUCAAGAGAGAAUUAUGAGAUCAUGAGGGAGAGAGUGAAGGUGGCUGAAGAGGGAAUGAAAUUGGCUAAGGAGAAAGCAAGAGAGCUUGGUGAAAAAGUAAAAGAGACAGAGGGAAAGUUUAUGAAAGCUGAAGGGGGAAUGAAAUUGGCUGAGUUGAAAGCAAGAGAGCUUGGUGAAAAGGUAUUAGAGACAGAGGGAAAGGUUAUAGAAGCUGAGGAGGGAAGGAAAUUGGCCGAGGAGAAAGCAAGAGAAGCCGGUGACAAAGUUAGAGAGGCGGAAAAAAGAGUUAUGAAAGCUCUGGAGGAAACUAAAUUGGCUGAGGAGAAAGCAAGAGAGCUUUGUGAAAAAGUAUUGGAGACAGAGGAAAAGGUUAUAAAGGCUGAGGAGGGAAGGAAAUUGGCUGAGGAGAAAGCAAGAGAAGCUGGUGACAAAGUUAAACAGGCUGAGGAAAGAGUUAUGAAAGCUGAGAAAGAAACUAAAUGGGCUGAGGAGAAAGCAAGAGAGCUUUGUGGAAAAGUAAGAGAGAAAGAGGGAAAGGUUAUAAAAGCUGAGGAGGGAACGAAAUUGGCUAAGGAGAAAGCAAGAGAAGCUGUUGAACAGGUUAGAGAGGCGGAAAAAAGAGUUAUGAAAGCUCUGGAGGAAACUAAGUUGGCUGAGGAGAAAGCAAGAAAGCUUAAUGAAAAAGUAUUAGAGAUGGAGGAAAAGGUUAUGAAAGCACAGGAGGGAAUGAAAUUGGCUGAGGAGAAAGCCAGAGAAGCUGGUGACAAAGUUAGAGAGGUUGAGGAAAGAGUUAUGAAAGCUGAGGAGGGAAUGAAGUUGGCUGAGGAGAAAGUAAGAGAAGCUGGUGAAAAAGUAAGAGAGACAGAGGAAAAAGUUAUAAAAGCUGAAGAGGGAAUGAAAUUGUCUGAGGAGAAAGCAAGAGAAGCUGGUGAAAAAGUGAGGGAGGCUGAGGGAAGAGUUAUGAAAGCUGAGGUGGAAACUAAAUUGGCUAGGGAGAAUGCUAAAAAAACAGAAGAAAUGUUAGAACGGUUGCUGAAAAAUUUGAAGAUGGCUGAAGCGAAAGCAAAAGAAGCUGGUGAAAGAGUAAGAGAGACAGAGGAAAAGGUUAUGAAAGCUGAAGAGGGAAUGAAAUUUGCUGAGGAGAAAACUAAAAUAACAGAAGAAAUGUUGAUAGAUUUGAAGAAGAUUAAGAGAGAAAAAGUGGAUGAGAUUGCUCAGCUCAAGGAGAAGAACAAGGUUUUAGAGUCUGGGAAAAGUAGAGCUGAGAAUGAUACUGAAGUUUGGAAGAAUUUUUUUGAAGAAUUGGAGAAAAGGGUCACCUUGCUAGAAACUUAUACAGAAAAUGUUUCAAAAAUGGAAUCUCUGGCUACAAAGGUAACAGCCAGAGAUUCCACUGAGUCUAACAAGGAAAAUGGGGAGAAGGGUACAAGUAAAAUUGAUGGAUUUGCUGUUGUUUCGGGUUCUGAUGAUCUUCCUUCAUCUCCAACUUGUCCAAUGAACCAAGGUUUUCCAAGUGACAAGAAAUCUGAUUUUGAACAACAAGCUAUUGUUAUCAUUGAUAUCGAUGAUGAAAAUGCUCCUCCUACAAGCUUGUACUGUCUAACCGAAAAAGAUCUUAUUCUCUAAUUGUGGGAGCAAGAUGAAGCUUCUUGGUAACCUAAAAUCCCCAUAAAGACAUCUUCAAGUUGAAUGUGAAGUGAAGACAAGAGAGAACAAAAGCUCUCCAACUACUCUUAACAUCUCUCUUUCAAAGUACCACUUCUCCUAGAUCUUAGGAUACUGUCUUUCCUAUCCUUGCUAGGCUCCGUCUUUUUAUUGGAUUUAUCACAGAUAUUUCACAUAUACCUAUUCAUUGUUAUUUGAUACAUUGAGGUCGGUAAUGUUGGUGAAUUAAGUGUUAAUAAGGGUAUGGAAAGAGAGGGAUUCAAACCACAAAAGCCUACAUAGCAGAGUUCUAGUGCUGUGCCUUUUCCAAAAGCCUACAUAGCAGUUCUAGUGCUGGGAGUAAGAGGUCACUGUCCGAAGGAGUGAUCCUGGCUGGUUGGUCACGCAAGGGAUAACCAUUGAGCCAAGCAGAUUGCCAUAGGUUGGUGUCUUCGCCGUCACCAAUGAGACUGAUUGGAGGAACUUGGUCCAACUCGUAGGACCUGCAAUAAGAAUAUGAAAAGAAAAUUGAUCCAAAACGAUUGGAGGAAUCUUCUAACUGGGUGAUUGCGUUUCGUUUUAAUUCCAAUUUUAAUUCUACAAAAUAUCUGUAACUGAUCUAAUAAGUAAUAACAACACAUCAAAUCAAAACAAUUCAUGGCAAAUUUGUAACCUUACACUAACCCAAAAAGUUCUGACUUAAAAUUCUAAUUAUUGACCAAAUGGGGUUCUUUCUUCGUCUA
This is a messenger RNA of Cannabis sativa, 2772 nucleotides long. RefSeq lists its product as uncharacterized. Bases 143 to 2011 code for a protein of 622 amino acids. The record is from RefSeq and is a predicted model, not a curated record. The transcript is spliced from 3 exons. NCBI's taxonomy places the organism in Eukaryota, Viridiplantae, Streptophyta, Magnoliopsida, Rosales, Cannabaceae.